Exophiala xenobiotica is the source of this 969-nucleotide messenger RNA. RefSeq lists its product as uncharacterized. Bases 43 to 960 code for a protein of 305 amino acids. The transcript is spliced from 2 exons. Gene Ontology annotation, biological process: intracellular sterol transport; regulation of plasma membrane sterol distribution; sterol metabolic process. Gene Ontology annotation, cellular component: Golgi apparatus; cortical endoplasmic reticulum. The record is from RefSeq and is a predicted model, not a curated record. NCBI's taxonomy places the organism in Eukaryota, Fungi, Ascomycota, Eurotiomycetes, Chaetothyriales, Herpotrichiellaceae.
UCGCAAUAAGUCCAUCCUCGGUUCUCUGCCAUUUCGGCAAGCAUGCCAAUAUGCAUUACGUGCAGUACUCCAGUCAAGGACCUGUACACGGUCUACAGCAAAGCAGAUGACAGAACCUUAGGCAAAGGCGUACGCUUAACCCAAUGCCCCAAUUGCAAGCGGUUUGCCGACAAAUAUGUCGAGCACGACUUUGUUGUCCUGUUCAUAGACCUUGUCUUGAUCAAGCCCCAGGUUUACCGCCAUCUCCUGUUCAACCGGCUUGGGCGCUCGGAUAACAAGUUCGAUCCUAGCAUCUUGCGCCUGGGGAUCUUGCUCGUCCUAUUUGACGUCUACAUUACGUGGGCUAGGAUCGAGAAGACAAGUGCUAUCAGUCCACGCAAUGGGGCCGGCUCCAGACUCAGUGGGAUGCCUAUCCUUACGCAAUAUCUUUUCUUUCUUACCAUGAAUGUCAUGGCGACAGUUGCGCAGCAUGGAAUCAUCCGCCUGUUGGCUCGAAGUUUUGUCACACGACAUGAGCUUCAAGGAGACUUUAAUGGGUUAAACCAGAAACCUGCCCUGUCCUCAUCUGGCGCUCCUACAAGGCCGCCGACGGUCGCACCCGGUAACGCCAGUCCAAGUGCAAUCAGCACUGCUUUAUUAGUGUCCAGCUGUACCAAGUUGUUUCCCAUCUUGCUCGUCAUAUGGCCUACAGAAGCAAAGGAAGGUGACUCCCCUGGAUUUGCUUUUCGGGCAACGAGUUAUGUAGGAUGGGCUGUACUCAUCAACAACAUCGAGGCCUUGCUGAUUCUACUCAACUGCGGCUACGUGACUGCAACCGGGCUAGCCGUCUCGGGAAUGCUUGCGAGAUGGGUUGUGGAAGGUUGGGCUUUGAGCCUCGUUGGAUUAGGGAGAGAUGCUGGACCGAUGGGAGAUGUUGUGGGCGCUUUGAUGGCAGUAGCAAAAUGGCUGGUAGGAAGAUGAGACUUUAGC